Molecule: messenger RNA, 3006 nt
Organism: Colletotrichum tamarilloi
Lineage: Eukaryota; Fungi; Ascomycota; Sordariomycetes; Glomerellales; Glomerellaceae
Product: WD domain-containing protein
Exons: 1
Coding region: 1-3006 (1001 amino acids)
Molecular function (GO): protein binding
Source: RefSeq, a predicted model, not a curated record
AUGAGCGCGACUCCCACGAACCGGCUCAGACUGACGCCGGGCAACUCCCCUUACCUUCAACAACGAUCUAACCGAACACCAAUCCGAGGGCGCCUACCUCACGAGUCCCGGCUUUCCCUCAAACGAGUCAUUGGCACCACCUGCGCUUCGCCAACGGGUUUCGAUACCGUAAACUCCUCCUUUGCCUACAUAGCAGGCGGCGCCGUCGUUGUUGUCGAUGUAGACGGUGAACACUAUGCCCAGCGCUUCUACCGAGCCCGCCCGACUGCGACACCCGUUUAUGGCUCGACAACUUUGCUGAACAACUACUCAGCGCCUUCCACGCCCAAGGCCAACGAUAGCAGGAAUCGCGCCGCGAUUGGGGUCCGGGAAUCGCAAAGUUGGAACGACUCUCCGGGAUCAACAUGGACCAGCCGCGAGCGCAUCAAGGCUGCGACGUGCCUUGCGCUGAGUAGAGAUGGGCGGUAUUUGGCAGUUGGAGAGACGGGUUACGCUCCUCGCGUGCUCAUUUUCAACCUCGAGGACGCAUCAUCUGACGUUCCAUUGGUCUCAAUCAGCGAGCAUGGGUUUGGUGUGAAUGCAGUGGCAUGGUCGGCAGAUACCAGGUGGCUUGCUUCUUUGGGUACGGCCAACGACGGCUUCCUCUACACCUGGAAAAUCGACCCUCGUACGGGUGCUGCCAAGUUGUACCAGCAAAACAAGUGUACCUCCACUAUUAAGGGCAUGGUCUGGAUGGGCUGCAGCCUUGUCACGCUCGGUGUGCGACACAUCAAGAUUUGGAAAGUCGAGGAGACUCAGACCUCUUCCCCUUUGAAGACGAGGUUCAAUGAGGGCAUUUCCACACCCCAGAGAGUCCUCAACGGUCGCAACGUCCUACUCGGAUCGCUCCUGGAUGGUACCUUCAACUGCGCGGCUGUCGUCGACGAAACGAGCAUAAUCAUCUGCUCAGAGGCUGGCGACGUCUGUGUGGUGGAGGAUGACGGCAAACAGACAAAGCUCGUCAAGUCACUCACUGUCGACUUUCCGAUCACUUCCAUCACCAUCAGACAUGCCACUGCAUAUCUCUCAGGAAAAGAGGGCCAAUUCGCGACUCUCAGCGUCAAGGCCGUCCUCGAGAGUCUCCCAGACGGUGUUCUAUCGAAAAGCGUCGCGCCUGCUGGUCUGGUAGCUAUGGGUUUCUUGACAGAAAACCUAGUAACCAUCGAUGAGAAGCACACCGUAGAUAUUUGGAGCUCGAGCUAUCAGCCGGGCCAAACGGUGGACGACCCGUCACACGUUUCUAUACCGGGACACGGAGACCAGAUUUUGGGCAUUCAAUCAAUGUCAAAGCCCAACGACCAAGGGGCAGAUUUCUUCACGUGGUCCGGGUCUGGCAAGGUCAUUUUCUGGGACAUGAAGGGCAAAAUCAAGUGCUCCCUAGAUGUGCCCAUUGAACAGGUCAUCCCUGAGAGCGAGAUGGACCCCGUCAAUCAGCUCAAUGUGGUCCGAGCGACUAGAGCUGGGAAGAUGCUUGUAGCAGCCGACAAGUUUGGUGUUCUGAGGGUAAUUGACCUGACCACAAAGGAAUGCUUGCUUGAGACGAAAGCUCAUUCGUCCGACUGUCAGGGUGUCAGCAUCUAUGAAGACGACAACAAGUUCCUUCUGGCUACAUGGGGCAGAGACCGGACUGCGCAACUAUUUCACCGCACGUCGGGUGGAGAGUUCCGGCACUUCCAGACGCUGGAAUUCGCUGCUAGGGUUGUUCAAGUGCUAGUCCAAUCUGAGGACAAGAUAAUGACUUGUUCCAUGGAUAGGACACUGCAAACUUAUGACAUAGUCUGCAAAGAGGAUGAGGAAGACGAGCUUGCGGCUCUUCCUUCUAGGGCAAACACCCUGAAAGCAGCGCCAACGUCGUUCGCCCUAGGUCAGGAUGAGAGGACUGUAUUCGUCUCCAUGCUGGAUCGGUCAAUUUGCCAAUACGAUCUUUCCAAUGGCCGACUUCUUAACUGCUUCAAGUGCGUUGAUGAGAGCGGAGCUGAGACUGCUAUCCUGGAGUCUCUAGUUUUCACUCAGCCUGCCGGGAGAGAGUCGGGCUUCUUGCUGGGCAUAUCGAAUACGGACAAAUCCGUCCGUCUUUACGAUGCUCAUUCGGGCCACUUUGUAGACAGAGAAUGGGGCCACACAGAGGCUAUCAACGGCGUCACGUUGACCGAUGAUGAAGAUGGGUGCCAGAGGGUCAUCAGUGUAGGAUCUGACGGGACCGUGAUGCUUUGGUCUAUGGAGACGGACAACACAACUCUUUUAUCUACAAGUAGAGAUCCAUCUCCGAUGAAAGACGGGUCCGCUUCCACCAGACCACCACUUCGACGAGUUCUCUCCAAAGCAGAGCUGGCCGAGUUUCAGCGUCCAGCCUCUGCUCAGGGUGGCCGACGAUCUCCGCCCAGGACCAUUCGAAGUCGGACUUCUCGGUACGGUUUGAGCAACAACAGCGUGAGCACGCCCAAAACAGGAAUGCAAAGCAGUCCGCUAGCUGAAGACACACCAUCACGACGCUCGUCCGGGUCUGGCAGUCCGCCCAUCAGUCCGAAGUCGAGGGCAUCUAGGCGACCCUCGCUUCCGUCUUUGGGCCUGCCGCCGAAGAAGAGCUCGCCCAACUUGCGCGGAUUUGGCAGCCUGAACAUGGCUACAGAGCAGGCUUGUCGUACGUUGAGGGCUUAUAGAAAGAAGCUUUCCUCUACGGAGCCACUCAGCGAAGACGUCAUCUUUGAAAUCGACCAAGAGUUGCGCCUGACAGCGGCCGCCCUCGGCGACAGGGCUACGAGAACCAAGGCCAUGCACGACUCAGCCCUCUUGAGUGGUCUCCUAGACCAGUAUGAGGAGCGCCUGGCCUCCAUGCUUGACGAAAAGCUACGUAAUACCUUUCAAGGGAGAGAAGUACAAACUCCCAGCGAGGAGCGCGAAGAAGAGCUCCUGGCCGUGCGGCCUGACACUGCCGGCGGUGAAACCACCUCUACAUCAUUCCCUUAA